Molecule: messenger RNA, 7222 nt
Organism: Homalodisca vitripennis (glassy-winged sharpshooter)
Lineage: Eukaryota; Metazoa; Arthropoda; Insecta; Hemiptera; Cicadellidae
Product: adenylate cyclase type 5-like
Exons: 19
Coding region: 4580-7207 (875 amino acids)
Biological process (GO): cAMP biosynthetic process; adenylate cyclase-activating G protein-coupled receptor signaling pathway; intracellular signal transduction
Cellular component (GO): plasma membrane
Molecular function (GO): adenylate cyclase activity
Source: RefSeq, a predicted model, not a curated record
AUACUAUCAAGCUAAUUAGUGAUAAAAUUAUGAUGAUAUAAGCAACCUUUAUUAUUUAUUCCAAACAAAAUAUCACCUCACGCAUAUAGCUUAUAUACUCAUAAAUACAGCUAUAAUGUAUUAUUCGGAAAAUGAAUGAAGGCUCAACAUUCUAUAUUAUAUUGGUAGGGAUUAGAAAAGAAAAUUCGAAUUCUUUUAUUAUGAACAAUUACACCUGUGACUUUCUGAAUUGAACCAGAAUAACUCUUAAAUUUCCACACAAACAAAUGUAUAAUUUAUAAACAAGACCACCCACUAUGAUUUCUUUAUAAAAAGUACUUUUAAACUUUAGACAGUUCUCAGAUUUCUUUGCGUUAUAAUCUAUAAUAUCUACUUAAUAAUCCUACUGUCUUUUCUCACGGCAGAACUUUACAUAGAGGAAGUGCAAAAACUUGAUAAAUUUGCAUAUAUUAAUUUUGUAUUAAUAGUAAUAAAUAAUUUAUUACUAUUUGCAAUAUUAUUGCUUAAAGGUAACUAACAGUAGUUAGCUCUUUAAGUUUAAUGAACGAACAAGGUGUAAAAUGUGGAUUUCUCAAAAUUGCUUUUGCAAAUUUUAAACUUUUUACCAUUUAAUAACAUUUAAUUAUCGAACUAUAUCAUAAAUCGAUUUAUUAUAUUAAAUCAUGCCUUGGAACCGUUAGACCUAAGUACUACCCCGAGAGAUCGUGACCAUCCAUAUCACUGUAGACAAGUGUACUAUAGUACCACAAAUUAAAGGAGCAGGAACGAAAGUCAAAUAAUAUCAUCAAUAAGGUCAAUUUGUACAUCUACUCUAACCAGAUCAGGAUACUGUCAGAACUCUCACAAAAGGAAUUUCCUUUCAGCUUGAAUAACCUUGAUCGAUAUACAGAAAGCGUUUAUUCCUUAUACAGGCAACGGAGACUAACACACGAUGACUUAAAACAAUUCUGAAGCAAUGUAAAUUAUCGUACAUCAUGUAAUACCAUGGUUUCCAUUGCAACUUUGAAUCACUCGAGUUGGAAUAUUUGAAACUGGCCUGGCAGUAAAAAUUUGUAUUAUCAGGUGCUUUCGUUUUGGAAGACUUUUGGUUAGAUUUGUAGAUCUCUUGGUAACUGUAGGCCUCAUACGUAUCUGACCUUUUACAAAGGGUAUAGGACCAUGUAAAGGAGCUUGUAAACAACGUUUUCAUAGAGGAUUAACUUGAAAUCUAUUUGACCAUCAAGAUACUGUUCAAUGUAUAUAGUUCUAUAGUGACCCCAAUCUCUACAAAAAGAACGAAUGACUCUUUAUACAAAAAAAGUACAACCACAGGAUUCCUCAGUUUUAGUGGUUGUGGUUGUGUGCCAGUUGUGGUUGAUUUACCUAUGUCACCACAGAAUUGUAUAUUAACUAAUAUACUUCAAUAGUCUUAAUAGUUCAGCUGCAGAAUAUCACACAUCGGUUAUAUAUUAUUACUAGUCAAUAUUAUAUUUUUCUAGAUUUUUCUGUGUACUUUUAGAAAGUUUAUUUUUGUAUAUCCAUAUAAGGCAAACAAAUUUAAGUAUUAACCUAAAGAUAUUCAUGAAGCCUAUUAUUUUUCCAGAACACAAGUCCUUCAAUUCAGGAAUUCAAAACAUAUAACCAAUUAUUUUCAUUUUUUUAGUAAAUAUAUUUAUAUUAUUCUGUAAAUGUUGCUAAAAUAUUGAAAACGUAUCAGGAAAUGUAUCUGAAAUACAAGAAUAUCUGCACAUGAAACUGCAAUAAAUAUUUUAUUUUGAAAUGACAUGUUUAGUUGUGAUGUUUCACAUUCUGACGAACACGAGUCUGUGAAUCCCAUCGGUGUAAUAAGAGAGUGCGGAAAUAUCUCGCCCCACCAACAAUCUGAGAAAAACAACACAAUUAUUGCAAAAAUUCACUUUUAAUAAAAGCAUACAUUCAUUGAAUUCUAUUUUUAUUCCUCACAUUUUUGAACUCAACAACUUAUUUCAUAAGAUGUGGUAGACGUGAAAACCCUAAGAGCGUAACAAAAGCCUCCUGAUAAACAUACUUAUGGCUCAGAGUCCGUUUUAUUUACAUAUUUAAAAAUAACACAAUAUGUUAAUUUAGACUUGAUAUUAUUCACUCCUACUUGUUUACUUUAAUAUUCCUGGAGAUUACACUGGUGGACCGCUGCCCAGUCAUAAAGGAUAGAAAAGUUUAAUAUGCUAGUUAAUUCAAGUUGUUAAUUCCAACACGACAGACACGAUUAUUAAUUAAUUACCUGCAUAUAUGCUAAUAAUUAGAUGACAAGUUAGACAUAUGAUUGUGGGGGAAACUUUUUUUACUUGCCCAGUUAUGUUCAUCCAAGUUGGGCGGAGCCGUGAAAUUAGGGAGAUUAGGAGAUUGGAUAGAUAUCUUCUUCUUCAGGUGUUAAAAAAUCUUUCUUAUUUCACCCUAAGAAAACAAACGAACAGAAUUGAAGAGAAAUUAAAAAAAAACCAAGAAAUAUAUCCUUGCGUAACACUUUUAUAAGUAAAAGAAGCUUAAUUAUGAAAUACAAAUGGCACACGGGACAGUUUUUCUUAUAUAUAAUUUUUAGACACCUCAUGGAAUAUUCUGUGAACCGCAGUUCUAUGAAACGAGCUAUAUGUAAAACAAGUAAAAAAUUAAUUCAAGAAUACAAGCGCUCCUCGCUCGAUGUAGUUGUAAAAUUUACAUAUUUUAAGAUUCUUUAAUGCGUGGUAAAUUAGGUGCUUGCAAUGAUAAUGAAUAUGACUUUCUUGGGCCUAACAUAAGCAAUAAUGUUUAUUGCUGAAACAUCCAAUAAUUACAAACACGUAUAAAACAAGGAAAAUAAUUAAAUUUAGGACUGUGAGACAUUUUUAACUCAGGAAAAUUAUGCUAAAAGUUUAGUCAGCAGUAUUUAUACAUUUAAUAUUUAUAUAAAAAAUGCUCUUUAUAAUUUUCUACAAGUACCUCAAGUCAAAACUUUCUAAUUUGUGGGACACUGUGUACCAGAAGGAAAAGGAAUAUCAUACAAAUAAAAGUUCAUAACAUAACAUACAAAUAAAAUAUUUCUUAACCGGAGAAGGUAAGGUAUCACAUGUUGCUAUCUUUUCGAAGUAUCAAAAUAUGUAUGUAUAUUAUUAAUUUAAUUGCUUAAUUUGUAUAACUCAGUGGCAUUAAAUAGUUUUUACGAAAACUCUGAAAGUUGGCAUAUUAAUAUACUCCAAGGGUAUGUCUUUUAUAAUCACCAUACAAAGAAAUUUAAUAGUCACCACACAAAAAUAAAGGGUAAAAAUACACUCGAGAAAAGAUUUUGCGUCGUUGCUCAAAAAAAGAGAAGUCGAACUGGAAUAUCCGUAUAGCUACCCAGUGGAUACAUAAUACUUAUAUAAUUACCAAGUAUACCUACACACUUUUGUGAGACUGGAUUACGCAUGUCUUUGAGGCAAUUCUGAGGAAUUGAUUUUCUUGGAGCGUUGGAAGUGUAGUCUCGUAUGAAAAACCAUUGACAGGUGAGCUGUAACUCAUCAUUCCGGCGAUGUAAAACAGUAUCAAGGGCUUCCACGUUAUCUCCAACUAUAAUAAUAGAAACUUCAUAUUAUAUUCCAUGAGUAUAAAAAUUCUACUACGGACAGUUCCUUUAUAAACGGCAUUUCAAUUUAUCUCACUAAACAUUUUCAAUAGAAACUAUCCAAUCCGAUCUGCGGAUCUUAAUGACCCUCGGAGAAUCGAACACGUGACCUCUCGAUUAGAGGGUCGCUUAUAUAAUCUUUGCCAUCUAUUCUAUGGUAAAUAUUAUAUAAUAUUUUAUCAUAGUUUGCCUAAGAAUAGCUAUAAGCAAUAUAUCAAGACGUUGUAAAUGCUAUAUAGAUCAGUAGUUUCAUUUUCAAUUUUAGUAGAAAGCCACUAAUGUCCGUGAAUAUUACUUAUUAGUUAUUUGAAAUAUUUUACUACUGAGCAAUUAAUAAUUCAUAAUUAAUUAAUAAUUUGUCAGUCAUAAGAAGUGUAUAACAGCUGGCAACAAUUUUGACUCCUGAACUUGAAAUGUACAUAGUACACACAUUUUUUUUUUCUUAGCAAUGAGACUCGUGAUCAAAUAUAUUGUUAUCCUCAAUAUUAGAUCUACUUGUAACUAAGCUAAUAUAGGCAAUAUUAGAUCGAUUUGAAUGAGGCUUCUCAUUUCCAUAAUAGUCGCUUUAUUAAAAUUUUCUAGUAUAUUGUUUCAUAAUUUAACCCAUAUUCAAGAUUGUGUAAACUAAACUCACUUACAGUAAAAUAUAUUUAAUAUAUCAAUAUGUCCCUCGACGCAGGAUUUUGUUCCUUGUAUGGUCAAAAAAUUUAAUAAUCUGAAACAACAGCUGUUAUCAUAAUUUAUCAAUGAAGUGUUAAUUAAUUAAAAUCACCUGAUUUGUAUAAAAUAUUUACUUGUUUUCAUAUCCUGUUUAUAACCAAUAUGUGGUAUUUAUUUCAUGUGUUUUCUCGCUUGAAAGAAAAUUAUUGGAGAUACAUUUAAAAUCUCUUAUAAUGUAUAUAUAUAUUUUUUUUGUAAUCUACCACUGUCUACGUUUACGGUGCAUACAUUGGAAAUAUUGAUUAAACACAGUAGUGACUAAAAAUGUCGAGCCCGAACUCAUCAACUCGAUAUAAAAAUCCAAUGGUCACAAUCAACUUCAAGGCCAUACCCAAAGCUUGGAGAGCCAUCAGCAGAUCCUUGGACUCUGAAGACCUGGAACAAGUUCAACAGCUACCAGCAGCCUGCCUACCGAAGCCACCGAACGAUGCAUCCUUACUCAAGCUCUUCUGUAACGAUCUAUGCAGAAAACGUCGCUUCGAGUCCGCUGAGGUCGAACUUCUAUACCAUCGCUACGUGAUGCAGUCGAAUUUGACCCACUUGAGACAUCUCCUAGGAUUGAUGACAGCGUCAUGUCUAGUCCUGGAACCGGGCUUUAUCCUGAUCCAGUUCGUGAACCCGGAGGAGCAGGAGGAAGAAGGCGUAACAAUCCGUUCCUUAGUAGUCAUACUAGUCAGUGUGACCGUCUACAUUUGCUGUUUUGUUGGGCUAAUUCGAUUAGACCUGAAGGGAAUGCCUAUGACUCUCCUCUCCUACUUGCUGAUCCUGACAUUCAUCCCGCAGGAAUUCGUUUUGUCCUACACGCCCUCGCAUCUGUGGGUUACCGUAUGCUACGUCUACAUAAUCAAUGCGUUGCUGCCCAUCCGACUACAGGAGGCCCUCAUCACCAGUAUUAUCAUCACGUUUAUGAACUACCCCAUUCGGUAUUUGAACAGUAAAAAAUCCGCAGAACCUGUCUUCCAGUUAAAACAGGAGAUCACAAAUUUACUGCUCAUCUCGUGCGUCAUCAUUAUUGGCGCUAUGACACAUUUCACCAGUGACUUGGCGAAGAGGAAAGCUUUUACCGAGACUCGGCACUUUGUCGCUGCCAGGAUUGCCAUUCAACAUGAAACCAGGAGACAGAAAAAGCUGGUGAUGUCUGUGCUGCCAGAACACUUGGCCGAAGAGAUGACUGCGGAUAUUGCUGCUGUCUCGGGUACUGUCAACGAGAUGCAGAGUCUGAUCUAUAUCAAGAGCUACGAUCCUGUCAGCAUCAUAUUCGCUGAUAUCCGCGGAUUCACGGCGAUGGCAGACAGAAGUCCCGCCCAGCGUGUAGUUGAGCUUCUCAACGAGUUAUUCUGCAGGUUCGACAGACUGGCCGCCAAGAACAGGUGUCUCAGGAUCAAACUGCUGGGCGAUUGUUACCAUGCCGUGUCGGGGUUACCCAUCCCCACUCCCAACCAUGCCGACUACUGCGUCAUCCUGGGCCUCGAGAUCAUCGACACCAUGCACAACGUGCGGGAGAAGUUUGCCUCAGACGUGGGGAUCAGGGUGGGUAUACACUCGGGCCAAGUUAACUGCGGAGUGCUGGGUCUCAAGAAGUGGCAGUUCGACGUUUGGUCGAAGGACGUCACCCUGGCUAACUACAUGGAAAGUGGUGGAAUGGAUGGGUUAGUUCACAUCUCCGAGGCCACCAAAAACUACCUGUCUGACCCGAGUUGCUAUAUUUGCGAACCGGCCUAUGGUGGUGAUCGAGAACCCGCUCUCAGGAGUAUCAAUACCUACUUCGUCACAGCGAAUACACCCGAGGAGGGGCUCGAAAAUAAGCCGUCUAUAGGACUACUAACCCGAAACGAAAAUGAAGAGCUAUUUAACCUCUACCAUGCUUUGGGUACUGCAAACGUUCUGUUCUCCCCGAUGACAGCGAAGGAGAAGUCGAUCGAGAAGGAAGUGAUGGCGACCAUGAACAGCUCUAUCAACUCACGUAGUAUACGUCGCCUCAAAAAGAUCAACUGUAAGCCGAUCGUGCUUACAUUUAGGAACAGACAUCUGGAGCGAGAGUACAACAACGAGCCCGAUCAGAUGCUCCAGAUUUACUUCUUUACCGCUACUUUGGUCUACUUCAUCAUCACCAUCGUUCAAUUUAUACUCAUUCCUAUCGAUCAAAUGCUGAUCAUAUGUUCCAUAGUUGGAUUCGUGUGGACAACGCUCGCCACAGGCUUGGUGACGCUAAGCAACUGUAAAGAGAGCUUCCCAUGCAGGAUGAUAGUUUGUUUGUCCGUGAACAUAUACAGUGACAGACGCAAGGCUCAGCUCUUGGCCAUUAUAACACUCAUGAUCAUAUACGUCGCUAUCAUUCUACCUGUGCUUACAUUGGACUGCAGUGAAAAUGAAUACCUGAGAGAGAGAGCGGUUCAUCUUGUCGAUCCCAAAAUUCAUAAGGCUUUCCGGGAGAAAUGCCCAUCCUGGUAUAUGUCUUAUGUGGAGUACACUCUGCUCUAUACCAUGAUGAUAAUGGCAUUGACAAGUGCCUUUCAAAUCAUCACAUUCACGUGUAAGGCCUUCGUCAUGCUCUUUAUGUUAUUCUGCUACAUAUUAUUGUUCUUCACAGCUCCAACUUUCAAGAAGGUGUGGGACGCGAAGUCUACCGACUACUACAAGUACUACUUGAUGUUAAUCGUACUCAUAUCUUUCAUGCUGCUGAUCGUGAUCCACAGCCAACAGUCCGAGAUAAUCCAGAGGCUGGACUUUAUUUGGAAAAGACAAGCCAAUGAUGAAAAGGAGGAGGUCCAGAAGAUGCAAAAAAUCAACCAAAAGCUAAUUGAGAACAUUCUGCCUGCCCAUGUUGCCAAGAUUUACCUAGAGAAAGAUUACCAACAUAGCGUAAGUCAUCACGCUCGUUUAGUCAUCUAGGCAGAAAAAUGUUGG